Micromonas commoda is the source of this 1950-nucleotide messenger RNA. RefSeq lists its product as hypothetical. NCBI's taxonomy places the organism in Eukaryota, Viridiplantae, Chlorophyta, Mamiellophyceae, Mamiellales, Mamiellaceae. The record is from RefSeq and is a predicted model, not a curated record. Bases 1 to 1950 code for a protein of 649 amino acids. The transcript has a single exon.
AUGCGUCUCCCAACCGGCGGCUUUGAAUUGCGCGCGGCGACGCGAGGACGCGCGGAAACGCUCCGGCGCGGGCGGUCGCGGCGACGAUUCGCGGCGGCGGCGCGGCGACGACUGGCGUCGCGACCGUCCGGGCGAACCGCCGGCGACGACGCGGGGCGCACGAACGGGCAAAGACACGCCCGCCCCUCGGAAGUGGCGAGGGACGACCGCGACUGGCCGAGGACCUUUUUGAGCGUCGCGAGUAACGCCCCCGUGGCAUCCGAUGUGGCAGCCGUGAAGCGCUGUGCGUCACUCAAACGGGUAUCAACGCGGUUUGUCCCAUUUGCCCAUAGGAAAGAGGGGAUAUUCCCAACAAAAGAUAUUUCCCCAUUUUGGGUCGGUUGCACAGUUCGCCGGUCGGAAACGUAUGAGGGUAGCUGGAAAAUUUUUGCGCCUCCGAUCGUGCACCAGCCAGAGCUCGCUCGGAGGGUCACUCACACCCGGAAGUGGGCUCGAGGGGCCGAGCGGGGGUCACGAACGGCGAUGUCGGCGCUCGCGACGCUUCUGGCGCUCCUCACCCUACCCGUCCUCUGCGACGCGCAGUUCAACCUGCGCCCCGUCAUCGAGCCGUUAAGCAAGUGGCCGUGCUCCGACUGGACGUGGCAGAACUGCCCGCAGCCCAUCCCGGUGGGGGGCCUGAGCGGCAAGGAGUGGUACGAGCUGACGCGAUGGAACGACAGGACGUACGGCGGCACCUUCGGCGUCGACGGCAAGACACCCGGACUGGACGUGAACGUCACCAGCGCGCAGGAGCUGUACGACGCCCUGGAGGACAGGCGCGUGGCGCGAAUCAACGUGACGAAAUCCUUCUCCCUCGAGUUUGUCCCGUCCUCCACGUACUACGACGACGCGUUCGACGACAUCACCGGCGGCGAGGGAGGUGAGGCGGGCGGGACGACCAGGGUCGAACCCUUCCGGUGGCCCGUGGUCGGGUACCCGAUCUCCAGGGACGUCACCGUGCGCGCGGGGCCGCAGUGUCUGGAGACGACGGAGGGACACUGUACAAUCGACGUCGCGAGAGCCACGCUCUUCGUCGUGCUCGAGGACGGCGAACUUACCAUGGCGGACCUUCGCCUGAGGCGCGGGGGCGGACGACUCGGUGGGUUCAUGUUCAUGAAGGGAGGCAGCAGGGGGGACUUUAACAACGUGCACUUCCUCGAGGGGCAAUACUUUCCAGACGCGGGAAAAGAGCCAACCGCGCACGGCGGCGCGGUGAUGAUCGCCAACGCCGAUCGAACGAAAAAGGAACUCGUACCGCCGGUGGACCCGGAUACCGGCGCCGUCAACAAAGACGCGGGCUCGUACAGGGACGUGCCCGUGCCGGGCAACAUCACGUUCACCAAGUGCGUCUUCGCAGAUAACCAGGUGACCAACGGCAACGCGGGCGCGGCUUGGGUCAAGACCCGGCCGGGGAGCUCCGGGUGGGUCAUCUUCGACGAGUGCGUGUUCAGCAGGAACCAGGCACCUAACGGGUGGGGGGGCGCGGCGUGGAGUGGGAGCGGCCGCGUCAUCUUCGCCGCGUGCCAGUUCAUUGAUAACGCGGCGAUGGGGGGCGGAGCGCUUCAGAUGGUCGAAGGAGGUUUGAUCGGAGGUUCGAGGUUCGCGGGGAACAGGGCCACGGAGCGCGCGGGGGGCGCCGUCUUCUUCUACGGCCACGGCAACGGUCUGGUCCAGGAGUGCGAGUUCGAGCGGAACAGCGCGGUGACGGAAGCCGGGGCGGUUUUCGUGUACGGCCGGGCGAUAUUCUACAAGAACGAGUUCGCGCAGAACGCGGUGGUGAACGGCUUGUGGAAGGACGUGUACAUCUGCACAGACGGCGACUGCAAGGGGUACCCGGACGCCACGAGGGCGUUCUACGACCCGCCGUACGAGCCGUUCGCGGAGCUGUACCCGCGCCCACCGGUGCUGUAG